Molecule: messenger RNA, 2169 nt
Organism: Sorex araneus (European shrew)
Lineage: Eukaryota; Metazoa; Chordata; Mammalia; Eulipotyphla; Soricidae
Gene: NIPSNAP1
Product: nipsnap homolog 1
Exons: 10
Coding region: 58-906 (282 amino acids)
Cellular component (GO): mitochondrion
Source: RefSeq, a predicted model, not a curated record
CCGCCUCCGCCGCCGGGUUCGGGGGCGGGGCUUCCCUCCAACCUGCGCUGCUCCAACAUGGCUCCGCGGCUGUGCAGCAUCUCUGCGGCGGCGCGGCGGCUGCUGGGGGGUCCGGGGCCCCGCGCUGGGGAUGCCGUGACGGCGGCGCGCUUCUAUUCUAAGGACAAUGAAGGCAGCUGGUUCCGCUCCCUCUUUGUCCACAAGGUGGAUCCCCGGAAGGAUGCCCACUCCACGCUGCUGUCUAAGAAGGAGACCAGCAACCUCUACAAGAUCCAGUUUCACAACGUGAAGCCCGAGUGUCUGGAUGCCUACAACAACCUCACGGAGGCGGUGCUGCCCAAGCUCCACCUGGACGAGGACUACCCCUGCUCGCUCGUGGGCAACUGGAACACGUGGUACGGGGAGCAGGACCAGGCAGUGCACCUGUGGCGCUUCUCAGGCGGUUACCCAGCCCUCAUGGACUGCAUGAACAAGCUGAAAAACAACAAGGAGUACCUAGAGUUCCGGAAGGAGCGGAGCCGGAUGCUGCUGUCAAGGAGAAACCAGAUGCUCCUCGAGUUCAGCUUCUGGAACGAACCCCAGCCCAGGGCAGGCCCCAACAUCUAUGAGCUGAGGACAUACAAGCUGAAGCCAGGAACCAUGAUCGAAUGGGGGAACAACUGGGCUCGGGCUAUCAAGUAUCGGCAGGAGAACCAGGAGGCGGUGGGCGGCUUCUUCUCGCAGAUAGGAGAGCUCUACGUGGUGCACCAUCUCUGGGCCUAUAAAGACCUGCAGUCUCGGGAGGAGACUCGAAACGCUGCCUGGAGGAAGAGGGGCUGGGAUCAAAACGUCUACUAUACAGUCCCUCUGGUGCGACACAUGGAGUCUCGGAUCAUGAUCCCCUUGAAGAUUUCUCCUCUCCAGUGACGCAGCUGCUGCCUCCACCGCCCCCUCUCCCUCAGGGCAGCCCCACGCGGAGGAGCUGUGAGGCCUUCUGUCUCCCAGAUCUGGGAGGACUCUGGGAGCAGGGGCAUCCUCUCAUAGUGCUCAGCUUAGAGAAGGGGGAGCUAAUGAUGUCCGGGUUCUGAGGACUUCAUAGACCCUUCCCAAACCCCCACCACCCCCCUCACCCCCAUCCCUGGGCUAAAAGCAGGUUUGAAUUUCUCUGAAUGAAGAACAGCAGCCUUUUCUGUCUUCUCCUUCUCCUAAGAUUCGUUAUCCCCAAGCCACCAGUCCCUAAUUAUCAUGACAGAAUCCUCUGUCCUGUGACCGUAGCACAAAGUGUAGUGAGGCAUGACUGGUGGUUAGAAGUGUGUGGGAGGGCAGGAUGGCAGACCAGGCCAGGCUCUCAGGAAUUCCCUGGUUUCCACUGGGCUAGUAACCCAUUUGCUGAGCAAAAGUCUCGAACUGGCUGAAAAAUAAACUAGGACGGAGGUGGGGGUAGGAAACUGGCACAGGAACCCAGAAGGUAGAACUUGGAAUUCAGAGCCUGGAUUUAGGAUGCAGUAAUUAGAAUAUGGUAUUAUGGCCAGGGAUGUACCUAGCGGUAGAGCACUGUGUGUGUGGGUCCCUGGGUUCAAUCCCUGGCACUGCCAAAAAAAAAAAAAUUGGGAAGCUAGAGAUGAGAAGUCACUUGGUGGAGGGUUCCUAAUAAAAGACAUGGAUGGGGACGGAGUGAUAGUACACUUGUCCAGCACAUGGCUGACUGAUUUGAUUCCCUGCGCCAUCUUUGACUCCAGGACCCUGACAGGAUUGAUCCCUGGGCACAGAGCCAGGUGUGAGCCUGGAGCUACACUAGGUGUCUCCCCUAAAAGAAAACAAACAGACAAAAAAAUAAAAGCAAAAAGACAUGGAGAGAAGUUCAUCUGUUCUAUCAAUAUAAGUCGAGAACUUGGAUGGAAAGUUCCAGCACUUCUGUGUUGGGAGAGUCUCCUGUCCUCCAGGCACAGCUAUAGGCCUGGCCCUAAAUUUCCGUCACCCCACAUUCCUUUUCUCCCUCUCACAGUCUAUAAUCCCAGCUCUCAUUCCUUAGGGUCCCCAACUGUAUGGUGCAGGGUCAGUGAUUUUGGAGGGAGGGACUCCUCAUUGACCCUGUCACCUCAUAAACCCCUGGGUCACUUGAUUCUGCCACCCUUUUUGGAAAACUUGUUCUGAGGUCGCUGAUGGAACCAAUUAAAUAUUUACUAUAAA